AUGGCCCAACAACGCUUACCAAAGCCAAGAUCUACACAAGAGAACCUGGUGACAGUUCGGGGACAGGAAUCCCAGGAUCUGCCGCAGUCCCUAUGGUCACAGAAAGACGUUCAGGAAGCAUGUUUAAUGCGCUAUUUUGUAGACGAGCUUGCACAAUGGUUUGAUACUUGUGAUCCCUCUAAGCAUUUUGCUAAAGUUGUUCCCCAACGGGCAGCGAAUUGUCCCGCGCUUCUGUAUGCGAUCUUUUCCGCUUCCGCAAGGCACCUCAGCCGAAGUCAGUAUCUACGAACCAACGAGGUAUUGUGUUUGGGGAAGAAAUUACCUUUUCUUGGGGAUGAUGCUGCGUUAGAGUAUCAAGGUUUGUGUAUAUCACACCUCAUGAAUUUGUCUGGGAAUCCUGCCGAAGUGGCAGAUGAGAACCUCCUAGCAGCAGCGGUAAUUCUGCGCUUCUAUGAAGAAGUAGAUUCACCCCUUGUAGGGGCCGACGAUGAGACUUACUUGCGAGGAGUGCAAGUAUUCCUAAAUGCUCAGGGCGCAGCCGCAGUGAGGGACGGUGGUCUCCGGCUGGCUGCAUUCUGGGUAGGUAUACGCCAGGAAUUCCACACCUCGUUCAUCAAACAGCGGAUCUUCCAAUUUGACCUCAGUUGCUGUGAUCACUCAACCUAUAGGUUACUCGACCAAGCAGAUGACCCCACGUGGGCCAAUCGAGUCAUCCUGCACUGUGCACACACGCUGAUGUACUGUUAUGACGAGAGGAGUCAUACGAUGAAGGAAUAUGAACAGCUCUGGGAUUAUAAUCAAGGGUGGAACCGGAUGGCACCACCGACAUUCAAUCCGAUUUAUCUUCGACAGCCGGAUAAGUCGAAGGACGAGGUGUUUCCAGAGUUGUGGUUUUUGGAUGAUUGCAUCGUGACUGCCAUUCAACACUGGCACCUUGCAAGGAUUCUACUUACUGCAUUCGACCCCAGAGUCCCCCGUCUAGCCGGUCUAACGGCCUUGUACCUGCGCCACCGCACUGGGAUUUCGCGCACAGUAUAUUUGGCUCUCUUCGCGGCUUUAGCAAAGCGCAUCCAUAAUGCCAUCUCCGAACAGAAAGCCGCUUCCCAGCAACAAGUGGAGCUGCGGCGACGUCCGGGGACCAGCAGUAUCGGGGAUGGUGGAGACCGACCGCGGAAGAAAGUUGGGGUCAACCGUGAAUUCUUUCGAAAUCUUCUUCGAUUACUGAAAAUAGUGGUUCCCAGCUGGCGGAGCAAAGAGCUGCGGUUGCUGGCUGGCCACAGUGUCUUCCUGGUGCUUCGAACACUACUCAGUUUAUAUGUCGCUGAACUAGAUGGGAGACUGGUCAGUAACUUGGUGAGAGGAAAGGGGAAGGACUUCCUACUGGGUCUUGUGUGGUGGAUGAUUGUUGCCGUACCAGCAACUUUCACGAAUUCCAUGCUUUCUUAUCACCAAUGUAAACUUGCCCUCAGUUACAGGAAGCGCUUAACAGAUUACAUUCAUGACAAGUACUUGAGCAAUAUGACAUUCUACGCGAUCUCUGCACUGGAUGACCGAGUCAAAAACCCCGAUCAACUUAUCACGGUAGAUGUGUCUCGGUUUUCCGACAGUCUGGCUGAACUAUAUUCCAACCUAGCCAAACCAGUUCUAGACAUGGCGAUCUAUAAUUAUUCCCUCUCGAAGAGUGUGGGCGGCGAGGGCCUCUUUAUCAUGAGCCUAUUGGUUCAACUAUCAGCUAACGUCAUGCGUGCGCUAACACCACCAUUCGGAAAAUACGUUGCCGAUGAAGCCCGCUUGGAAGGCGAAUUCCGUUUCCUCCACUCCAGGUUGAUCGACUAUAGUGAAGAGAUUGCCCUAUAUCACGGUCACGAGGCAGAGAAGGAUACUCUAGACAAAGGCUAUUUCACGUUAAUCAAGCACGUGAAUCGCAUUUUGCGCAGACGCUUAUACCACGGCUUCAUGGAGGACUUUGUCAUCAAGUAUUUCUGGGGAGCCCUGGGAUUAAUCCUGUGCAGCAUCCCAGUUUUCUUCAGAAUUCCAGGUCAAAUCACUCAGACCAUGGGAGACCGUACUGAGAGCUUUGUUACGAAUAGGCGGAUGUUGCUUUCCUCUUCUGAUGCCUUUGGUCGCUUGAUGUUCUCAUACAAAGAGAUCUCUGAAUUAGCCGGCUACACGGCCCGUGUCUCAUCGUUGCUGGAGGUCAUGGACGACCUCUUAGCUGGGCGCUUUGAGAAGAAGCUGGUGUCUUCUGCAUCGACCGAGGAGAACGCAGCUAUUUUGUCUGGUCGGGGAGAGGUCGAGGAGAGCGACUCAAUCGAAUUCACCAAUGUCCCGAUCGUCUCGCCUAACGGGGAUGUUCUGGUGCGGAAGCUGUCAUUUACAGUGCACCCCGGUGAUCAUCUAUUGAUUGUUGGCCCGAACGGAUGUGGCAAGUCAUCUUUGUUUCGGAUCCUUGGUGGUCUGUGGCCUGUCUACGGAGGUAAGGUAAAGAAACCUCGAUUCGAUGAGAUCUUUUAUAUUCCGCAACGACCCUACUUGUCUCGCGGAACACUUCGCCAGCAAGUCAUCUACCCAGAUGGACUUCGUGAGAUGCGUGCCAAGGGCGUUACGGACGACGAUCUUUAUGAUAUCCUCUCCAUCGUCGAAAUCGCAUCAGUCGUUGACCGCCCCAACGGCUGGGAUGCAGAGGAAGAGUGGCGUGACGUACUCUCCGGUGGACUCCAACAGCGCAUCGCCAUGGCAAGACUCUUCUAUCAUCGGCCCAAGUUUGCCAUUCUCGAUGAAUGUACUUCAUCAGUUACUCUGGAGAUCGAACGGGUCAUGUACGAGACUGCCAAGAGGUUAGGCACAACCCUGAUGACCGUUUCCCACCGCCGCAGUCUCUGGAAAUAUCACAAGAAGAUCCUGCAGUUCGACGGCCAAGGAGGCUACAUCUUCACAGGGCUAGACUGGGAACGGAGACUGAAACUAGAAGAUGAGAAAGAGGAGCUCGAUCUUCACCUCAGAGCCGUUCCAGAACUGCAAAGGCGCAUGGCCGAAUUAAGUGCCUCCUAA
Molecule: messenger RNA, 3051 nt
Organism: Aspergillus bombycis
Lineage: Eukaryota; Fungi; Ascomycota; Eurotiomycetes; Eurotiales; Aspergillaceae
Product: ATP-binding cassette long-chain fatty acid transporter PXA2
Exons: 8
Coding region: 1-3051 (1016 amino acids)
Biological process (GO): long-chain fatty acid import into peroxisome; peroxisome organization; very long-chain fatty acid catabolic process
Cellular component (GO): peroxisomal membrane
Molecular function (GO): long-chain fatty acid transmembrane transporter activity; ATP binding; ABC-type transporter activity
Source: RefSeq, a predicted model, not a curated record